Molecule: messenger RNA, 8390 nt
Organism: Alexandromys fortis (reed vole)
Lineage: Eukaryota; Metazoa; Chordata; Mammalia; Rodentia; Cricetidae
Gene: Pde11a
Product: phosphodiesterase 11A
Exons: 20
Coding region: 444-3248 (934 amino acids)
Biological process (GO): negative regulation of receptor guanylyl cyclase signaling pathway; signal transduction
Molecular function (GO): 3',5'-cGMP-stimulated cyclic-nucleotide phosphodiesterase activity; protein binding
Source: RefSeq, a predicted model, not a curated record
CCAUCUGCCCCUCUCCUCCUACCCCCAGCAGUCUCGGAGCCUCACUCCGGGGCGUGUCCUGCCUACCUUCGGCACACAGUGGUCCACUCUGCCGGCUCCAGCGGCGGGCGGAGCGGCGGCUUGCGGGAGCUGGAGCAGCGGUGGUGCGAGCCGCCCGGGAAAGCAGCGGUGGCAGCGGUCGGCGCUCUGGGCCGGGCCGGCACCUGUCCGGAGCAAGAGGAGCAAGGGUAGGGUGGGUGACAGCGGCUCUGAACCUCGGAAGAAGUUGGCACCACCCAGCUGGGAUCCUGCUGUUCCUAUCAACCUCCUGCUGGCCCUCAGGGAGGUAGCACUGAGCUGGGGACACCGGUGUGGACAAACAUGUGCAGCAACAGCUAGAGGCCUCCGGACAGGUUAUCGUGUGGUCCAAGAGCAGAGAGACAAGGCAAGGGGCGCCUUGGACCAUGGCAGCCUCCAGCCUGGACUUCGGGGAGGUGGAAACUUUUCUGGAUAGGCAUCCAGAGUUGUUGGAAGACUAUUUGAUGCGGAAAGGGAAGCAGGAGCUGGUGGACAAGUGGCUACAAAGGCACAGUCCGGGACAGGGGGCUUCAGGCUUGAAGCCUACCCUGGCUGGCACUGGCAGCUUGGCUCCGGGUAGUGGCAGAGGCAGCACUGGGAAUGCUGGGGUUGCUGGACCACAGGGCUCUGCUAACAGCCAUCCCAUGCCCAGUGGUGGGGAAAGUGCUGGGGUUCCCCUGAGCCCCAGCUGGGCCAGUGGCAGCCGGGGCGAUGGGAACCUGCAGCGGAAAGCUUCGCAGAAAGAGCUGCGGAAGAGCUUUGCCCGCUCCAAAGCCAUUCAUGUGAACAGGACCUACGAUGAACAGGUGACCUCCCGGGCCCAGGAGCCCAUGAGCAGUGUCCGGCGGAGAGCCCUGCUCAGGAAGGCCAGCUCUCUGCCCCCCACCACAGCCCACAUUCUCAGCGCCCUGCUGGAAUCGAGGGUGAAUCUGCCUCAGUACCCCCCUACGGCCAUCGACUACAAAUGCCACCUCAAAAAGCACAACGAACGCCAGUUUUUUCUGGAACUGGUCAAGGACAUCUCCAAUGACCUUGACCUCACCAGCCUAAGCUACAAGAUCCUCAUCUUUGUCUGUCUCAUGGUGGACGCUGACCGUUGCUCUCUCUUCUUAGUGGAGGGGGCAGCUGCUGGCAAGAAGAGUUUGGUCUCCAAAUUUUUUGAUGUGCACGCGGGAACCCCACUCCUCCCGUGCAGCAGCACAGAGAACUCAAACGAGGUGCAGGUCCCCUGGGGCAAAGGCAUCAUUGGCUAUGUUGGGGAGCACGGAGAGACAGUCAACAUUCCUGAUGCUUAUCAGGACCGAAGAUUCAAUGACGAGAUCGACAAGCUCACUGGGUACAAGACAAAAUCGCUCCUGUGCAUGCCAAUCCGGAGCAGCGACGGAGAGAUCAUUGGUGUGGCCCAAGCAAUAAAUAAGAUUCCUGAGGGUGCUCCGUUUACGGACGAUGACGAAAAAGUCAUGCAGAUGUACCUUCCCUUCUGUGGAAUCGCCAUAUCUAAUGCUCAGCUCUUUGCUGCCUCGAGGAAAGAAUACGAAAGAAGCCGGGCUUUGCUGGAGGUAGUCAACGACCUCUUCGAAGAACAGACUGACCUGGAGAAGAUCGUCAAGAAAAUAAUGCACCGGGCCCAAACCCUGUUGAAAUGUGAACGCUGUUCGGUUUUACUUCUAGAAGACAUUGAAUCUCCAGUGGUGAAGUUUACUAAAUCCUUUGAACUGAUGUCCCCAAAGUGCAGCGCCGAUGCUGAGAACAGUUUCAAAGAAAGCAUGGAGAAGUCGUCUUACUCCGACUGGCUGAUAAACAACAGCAUUGCCGAGCUGGUUGCUUCGACAGGCCUUCCUGUGAAUGUCAGCGACGCGUACCAGGACCCGCGCUUUGAUGCUGAGGCCGACCAGAUAUCUGGUUUUCACAUAAGAUCUGUUCUCUGUGUCCCUAUCUGGAACAGCAACCACCAAAUAAUUGGGGUCGCUCAAGUGCUGAACAGACUCGACGGGAAACCUUUUGAUGAUGCAGACCAGCGGCUUUUUGAGGCUUUUGUCAUCUUUUGUGGCCUUGGCAUCAACAACACAAUUAUGUACGAUCAAGUGAAGAAGUCCUGGGCCAAGCAGUCUGUGGCUCUUGAUGUGCUGUCGUACCACGCCACGUGCUCCAAGGCUGAAGUCGACAAGUUUAAGGCAGCCAAUAUCCCUCUGGUGUCAGAGCUGGCCAUCGACAACAUUCACUUUGAUGACUUUUCCCUUGACGUGGACGCCAUGAUCACAGCUGCCCUCCGGAUGUUCAUGGAGCUGGGCAUGGUACAGAAAUUUAAAAUCGACUACGAGACCCUGUGCAGGUGGCUUCUGACAGUGAGGAAGAAUUACCGAAUGGUUCUCUACCACAACUGGAGACACGCCUUCAACGUGUGCCAGCUGAUGUUUGCCAUGCUCACCACUGCUGGGUUUCAAGAGAUUCUGACCGAGGUGGAAAUUUUGGCGGUGAUUGUGGGAUGCCUGUGUCAUGACCUCGACCACAGGGGAACCAACAACGCCUUCCAAGCUAAGAGUGACUCCGCGCUGGCCCAGCUCUACGGGACAUCGGCCACCUUAGAGCAUCACCAUUUUAACCACGCUGUGAUGAUCCUUCAGAGUGAGGGUCACAACAUCUUUGCUAAUUUGUCCUCCAAGGAAUACAGUGACCUCAUGCAGCUUCUGAAGCAGUCGAUACUAGCCACCGACCUCACGCUGUACUUUGAGAGGAGAACUGAGUUCUUUGAGCUUGUCAGCAAAGGAGACUACGAUUGGAGCAUCAAAAGCCACCGCGAUGUGUUUCGAUCAAUGUUAAUGACAGCCUGUGACCUUGGAGCCGUGACCAAACCGUGGGAGAUCUCCAGACAGGUGGCUGAACUUGUAACCAGCGAGUUCUUUGAACAAGGAGAUCGGGAGAGGUCGGAACUCAAGCUCACUCCCUCGGCUAUUUUUGACCGGAACCGGAAAGACGAACUGCCUCGCUUGCAGCUGGAGUGGAUUGACAGCAUCUGCAUGCCUUUGUAUCAGGCCUUGGUGAAGGUCAAUGCCAAACUGAAGCCAAUGCUGGAUUCAGUGGCUGCCAACCGAAGGAAGUGGGAAGAGUUACAUCAGAAAAGACUGCAGGUCUCCGCCGCCUCCCCAGUCCCUGCGAGUCUCACCGUGGCGGCGGGCGAGGAUAGGAUGUAAAGCACCCAGAGCCUCUGUGCGACGGUCUGAAGGGUCCUCUGCUGCCUGAAGGAUCCGCUGCAGCAGCCGCAUCUUUCCGCUCAGGCAGUCCAAAAGUGCAGACUGUAUAGACCGGACCCGGAAGUGCACCCGGAAGUGUGCUUGAUGGCUGAGGACUGGAAGGAUGAAAGACAGAGGCUGGCAGAGAGCUUGACCCUCCGCUUUCCAUGAUGAACCCACACUGCUGGAUUUGGAUCCAAGAGCCUGAGGGCUAUCAGCCCCACUCGUUCAGAGUUGAGGGGACAGCGUGGUAAAAGUGUCGCUAACACUGCUUCACGUAUGGCAUUUUCCUGUCAUAAGCACGUCCCUUCUAGGCACGUCUUUGUUCCAGACAGUCCCAAGAAUCCAGAUUUGUAUCUUAGGUGUUUUAUUUCUGAUGCAACUGUUUCUUAGUGAUGCACCAGACCAUUGGUCUCGUUUGCCUGUUGGAUGAGCCUCCCCCUUAUGAGAACCAACUCACCCCAAUCUUUUCAAAGGGUCCCCAGUAGGAACGCAGUGAGCUUGCUAAUUGGAGGGUUACAGAAUCUAUAACCCUGGCAGUGAGAUCACAGUUCCUUUUUCAGUGUUUGAAUUCAGCCUUCAUUGUAGACCAGGCCUUUUCCUGAGAAGAAUAGAUUAAUAAAUUUAUUCAAGCAAAGGGGAAGAGGAAUUUACAGUCACGUGUACCACAGGUGACCUGUGAACACUAGAACUACGAGAGAGAGAGAGAGAGAGAGAGAGAGAGAGAGAGAGAUUUUACAAGUGCAGAGGACCCCUGAGACUGAGGAUGGACUAGCCUGAGGUGAAAAAGUUUGGGGAUAAAAUUUAAGGUACCUCAAUUUUAUAUUUUUCCUUAAGUGAAAAAAAAAGAAUAUUCUAGAAAGGCCAGGAAAUGACGUCUACACAACCUAUAUCCUCUAGGAAGUCAGGCCUCUAACAGGUGAAAAAAACUGUUUUAAAUGGAUGUGGUAUCUACUAAGCUACUUUGAUGCCCAUGUCACCCAAGACACUUGUGGACAGGGUCCAUCUUCACCGAAAAGUACUGGCCUUGCUGUCCUUAAUUUUGCAUCCUCAACUGGGUGGCUUUGGACAGGUUUCUCUGCUGCCCAAACUGAAAUUACCCUAGUAGCUUACUUGCAGAAGUCUUAACCUUAAAAUCCUUUGUGCAACAAAUUUUCAAGGACUCCCCAGGACACAAGAUAGCUGAAAGCUGAGAGCUUUUGUUUGAAGUAGGUCUUGGGGGUCCAGAGCCUAUAGGUCCAGGAGGUCCAGAGCCCACAGGUCCAGGGGGUUCAGAGCUCACAGGGCUUGAGGGUCUAGAGUCCACACAAAUCAUCGUCUCUUUGUUCACGUAAUGGUGCUCCAGAGAGAGGCUCUGAGUACUCUGAAAAUCCCCGCAGAUGUGAAACCUGAGAGCCAGCCCAGCUUUAAACAAACAAACAUUUACAAAACAUUUUUUCCUUACUUUUACUGACCAGUAUCAGUUAUUAUCAAAAAAUAGUGGUCAGAUGUUUGAAGCUGGGGAUGGGAGGGUCCUAAAAUGAAGGUACCAAACAAGGAGUGGGAUGAUCUGGAAAUCACCACGAGGAAGACAGCUUUGUUAUGGCAAGAAACACAAUAAAAUAAACGGGGCAAAGGGUGGGACUAGAAGAUAGGGACUAAGGUAGAUAGAUGGCUAAGACAAUGGCUAAGGGGGGUGAAAGUCAAUCCAAGCAAAGAAAAAAGGCAAUACAGUUCCCCCACCCUCCCAAAUGAGGGUACAGAAUCAUGACAUCAAUUGAGCAGGAAAGAGAGACAAUUACACAGGGAGAAUCUUGACAAAGGAGAAAAGGAAGGGCUGGGCGCACUAAGAAACAAUGUUACUAGCUGCCCUUCACAUCUGUGUCUGCAGGGAAGGCUGGGGGGGGGGGGCACGAGAGCAGAAAAAAAAAUGCUUCUGCAGAGCAGGUAAAAGGAGGCUGUACAGAUUUAUGCAUUUUAUUAAGCCAGUUUUCUGAAUCACUCUGCUAUAAAGGCAAAUAGCUUCUGCAGCGCUGUCUCCCUCCUUCAGGUGAGGAACAAAGGAUGGGUGGAGUUAGGAAAAGACCCUAGUCUGUAGGAUCGUCUGCAGGUGCUUCUGGGUACCGCACCACAUCACGCUUCUGUCGCAGACGGGAAUGGAGAAGCAGUCCACGUGAGGCUGCGGUGAGCCCACAUCUGUUACCCGUCCUAAUGGACGCCAGUCCACCCAAAGCAGACAGUUCCAAGCAUGUGCUUUCUGAUACAACUGGACCCAGUGUCUUCCAGAGGCUGCUGGCAGCAGCGAGACAGCAGCCUCCCUCCUCCCUGAAUGUUGAUGCUACAUAUUGCUGAGGGGGACAUAAUUUACAGCACAAACCCUACGGCUUCCUCUAAGGUUGAGUUUUCCUCUCAUCUUGCCUUUUUAUUGGCUUCACUGCACGGUUGCCAAUAGCAACAUCCAUCGGUAGCAAAGGGAGUUCAACAGCAUUGCAAUCUGCCAGACAGUGGAGCCCUGACAAUGUCAACCAUCAAUCAAACGGCUGCUUGUAAUUGCCUCCAUCUAUUUCUCCUGUCUCAAGGUAUCUGUCCUAUUGUGGGUCAAGAUUCAGAAACUGCUGACUAAUGUCUGGGGUCUGCUCCUCCAUGACUGUGGAGAACUGGGAGAGAUGGUGGUAGCCAAACCCUAGAGGUCAAAGGUUGGGAUUUUUAAAGCCCUUGUAAAACGAUUUCUUUCCCAUGACCGUGAGUUAUGUGGGAUCCUAGACUCUGUUUCCAACACACAGGAUGAGGAAACGUCUCAAUCCUUAUUCUUCACUGUUGUUUCCUGUUGGAAAAAGGCAUUUGAAAUGUGAGCCCUCUUCAAAGGAAAAAAAAAAAAAAACUCAAACAGACAAGAUUGUCUGCUUUCUCAGGUCUCUUGGCACGAACAGCCGAGGUGACUCCAUCCUCCUUUUGUAUGAGAUGUAUUUUUUCAGAAACUCUAUUUAUCCAUGUUAGUGAGCGUGUAGCUACUGUGUACACAGCCCACAGCACAGCUGGUGAUAGCGGUGGGUGAGCGCAUCUUGGCAGACCACCAAGGGGACCCACCAGUCCACAGCGGAACGGGCUCCCUCCUCGCUGGCUGCCAAUGGGCCUACUAUCUGGGGACUCUGCGGCGCUUCAGGUUUCUAUCUGUUAAAUAAAAGCCCCAGCUUUUAUCCAGUUUCUGCAUCCAGGGACCAAGCUAUGCUAUGCUUUGCUUUGGAAACUUCAUCCAAGUCAUUCUCUUCUUUCUGCUUCUCAAAUAAAAUAGAAGCAAACCCGAGAGAGUCAUCGUCUCACCGAAGACAGGGUAAACAUUUACAUAGAGAGGGAGUGAACCCCAAAACAACCUUCCUACAAAGCGUCGGAGACAGCUUCUAAUGAGUGUGAACGAUGUAGUCACCAACACCUGCUCAGAAGUGGGUAUUCUCCUGUUUCAUACGGAACAGCCUGAGAUUAUCUCAUAUCCCUGAAUCCCAUGUGGGAAUCAUUAGUUUAGAAGUGAACUUGUAAAGGGAGCCAAGAAAGGCAAAAAUUGUACAUGAGUUCUCUGUGUCUUGAAACCCGAAGGCUUGCAUGCUUCCAGGUACUCCAGGUUUGCAAAUAUCUUGCAUUUAAGAUGAUCUUAGCACUGCUUUUUAUUAGUGCAGUAACGACAGUAUGUUUCUGGAAUUCACUUGUUUUUUCUGUAUAUCAAAAUUUAGCGUACUUUAAUGGCUUACGUUGUUAGACUGACUUUAGCGUACCUCAAUGGCUUACGUUGUUAGACUGAUUUUACUCCGUUUCCUUUGCAGCACAAUCUUUUUCCAACUCAUUUCUCUUACUGACCCUUGUGGGAUCUAACUUCACAAGUGCAGCAGAAAUCUAAACAUGUUUGGAUGAAAUUCAAACAUAAAGAGAAAUGUGUUUUGGUGGGGAAAAUGACAAAAAGAUUCAUUAAAGCUACUCAGUGUAACCUGAUUUGGGACCCUAAACACUUUGCCCCGCCUCCUUUAGUGAAUUCCUAAUGUUUCACAGUAACAAUCUAGAAUCGUUAUUCUACCUUGUGUAUCUAGAGUGCCUAAGCCCUAAAUUACUAAGAAUUUAAAGGUUAAGUCCUGCUGCUAGAAGGCCAAAGUGUCACACACUUCCUAAGUCAACUGUGGGUCACAACCCCACCAGAGAUCAAAUAUCAGAUAGCUCAGACAGCCUGACAUCAGAUGUUGACAUUAUGACUCUUACCAGUAGCGAAAUUACAGUUACGAAGUAGCAACGAAAAUAAUUUUAUGGCUGGGGGUCACCACAACAUGAGGAGCUGUAUUAGAGGGUCGCAGCGUUAGGAAGAUUGAGAACCCUUGUCCUAAGAGAACAGUGGUAGAACAUGACCGGCCCAUCCUAAAAGAUGUGACUGGAGACGUACUUGAAGGGCCUCGGAUUUAGCGGCGCCCAGCACUGUGCUCACUCUCUGUGUCACCCUGUCUCCCCAGCGAAUGAGUUUGGGUUGUACAUACUUUGAUUUUAAAUGGCCUUUCAUGCUUGUGCAUCUCUUGGCAUCACUAAAGGCCAGUGGUCAUCUAUGUAUCCACCUGUACCCACCACUGUAACUGAAUGUAGGCAUCGGUGCAAAACCGUGUGUCUUAUGAAGUAAAUGAGCUACUUGCCGUGGGAAAAAAAAAGUAUCUUCUUUGAAGCCAUCAUCUGUGUUCAUGUCUGUGCAUAUGUGUGUUAGCACGCUUGUUUUUCUUCUGCUUUCAUGUGGAUUUAGAUCACAUCAUAUUCAGAGCACCUUUAAAGCAUAGCACAGUGUGGAGGCAGAAGUCUAGUUUGCUGAGUCUAUCCCCUUGGAGGGCUGUUGCUUUCGCCGUUUUAUUCUGAUUUACAAUAAUCUAAAAAGAGUUCCUUACUGACUUGUUUCCUAAUUAUUGUUGUAUUACCCCAAAGAAGGGAAAUACGUUGUCGGCUGGCUCGUGUGAAGCCCCUCUCUCUGUGAAGUUUCCAGGUUAAUACUGUAUUGUAAGAACACUUGGUAAAAUGCUGAUUGGCCAUUACAGAAGCAACUACCCAUGGCUUCGAAACAGACUGCUUUAAGAAAACAGAAGCUUCUUGUUUUUAAUAAAAUGCUUA